Messenger RNA from Apis dorsata (giant honeybee), 2709 nucleotides. It is a transcript of the gene Stat92E, whose product is annotated as signal transducer and activator of transcription 5B. Gene Ontology annotation, molecular function: RNA polymerase II cis-regulatory region sequence-specific DNA binding; DNA-binding transcription factor activity, RNA polymerase II-specific. The transcript has 9 exons. The record is from RefSeq and is a predicted model, not a curated record. The coding region runs from base 27 to 2501 and encodes 824 amino acids. Lineage: Eukaryota; Metazoa; Arthropoda; Insecta; Hymenoptera; Apidae. Gene Ontology annotation, biological process: cell surface receptor signaling pathway via JAK-STAT; defense response; regulation of transcription by RNA polymerase II.
AUAAAGGAUUUAUAAUUAAAAUCAAAAUGUCAUUGUGGGCAAAAGCACAACAAUUACCACAGGAUGCAUUACAACAAGUACGUUCAGUAUAUGGAGAACAUUUUCCAAUAGAAGUCCGUCAUUUUUUAUCUUCUUGGAUAGAAGAAAAAAUGUGGACUGAUAUAGAACCUGAUAAUCCACAAUAUGAACAAUAUAUAGCUACUCUUGUUAGAUCUUUAAUACAAGAAUUAGAAACUAAAGCAGCUUCAUUAAAUACAGAUGAUAUGUUUUUAACAAAAUUAAAAUUAAUGGAAGCUGCCAAAAAUUUUCGUCAAAGAUAUACUCAUAAUCCAGCGGCUUUAUUUAGAAUAAUUAGACAUUGUCUAGGAACAGAAAUGAAAUUAGUAGCACAAGUUGAAAAUGUUGGAGGUACUUUAAUGAAUAUGGCAGGAGGAAAAGUAGGAUUGAUUAGUGAUGCUGUUGCUGAAAUAGCUCAGCAUGUUGAAUCUUUGCGACGUAGAACCCAAGAAACUGGAGAAGAUUUACGAAAAAUGGAGCAAGAACAAGAAGCAUUUGCUAUUAGUUAUCAUGAAUGUACUAAGUUAAAUGCUCAUCUUCAACAUUUUGCAACACAGCCACAAAAUCAACAAAAUUUAGAUAUGGAGAAAAAAAUUAGAAGGCAAAAGGAACAACAAGAACAAUUAUUGAACCAUAAAGUAGCAGGCUUAAUGCAAUUACGAUUAACAUUAGCUGACAAAUUGAAAGACACCAUUACUAGAUUAAAUAGCUUGCAAUCUAGAGUUUUAGAUGAUGAACUUAUUCGAUGGAAAAGAGAUCAACAAUUAGGAGGAAAUGGUGCACCAUUUAACAAUAAUUUGGAUUCUAUACAAGAGUGGUGUGAAAGUUUAGCUGAAUUAAUUUGGCUAAAUCGACAACAAAUUAAAGAAGCAGAACGUUUAAAACAAAAAUUUGCACUUGAACCACCAGGAAUGCAAGAUAUUCUUCCUACUUUAAAUUCUCAAAUUACACAGCUUCUUAGUUCAUUAGUUACGAGUACAUUUAUCAUAGAAAAACAACCACCACAAGUAAUGAAAACCAAUACUCGCUUUACAAGUACAGUACGUUUACUUGUUGGUGGAAAAUUGAAUGUUCAUAUGACUCCUCCACAAGUCAAAGUGAGCAUCAUUAGUGAAGCUCAAGCAAAUGCUUUAUUGAAAAGUGAUAAAAUGGCAAAAAAUGGUGAAGCCAGUGGGGAAAUUUUAAAUAAUACAGGCACAAUGGAGUAUCAUCAAGCAACAAGACAACUUUCUGUAAGCUUCCGUAAUAUGCAACUAAAAAAAAUCAAAAGAGCAGAAAAAAAAGGGACAGAAUCUGUAAUGGAUGAAAAAUUUUCGCUUCUUUUUCAAUCACAAUUUAGCGUUGGAGGAGGUGAAUUAGUAUUUGCAGUCUGGACAUUAAGUUUACCUGUCGUAGUUAUUGUUCAUGGAAAUCAAGAACCACAUGCGUGGGCUACAGUUACAUGGGAUAAUGCAUUUGCUGAACCUGGAAGAGUGCCAUUUGCAGUACCUGAUAAAGUUCCAUGGGGUCAAGUAGCUGAAGCAUUAAAUGUUAAAUUUAAAUCUGCGACAGGUCGUGCAUUAACAGAAGAUAAUCUACGAUUUCUCGCAGAAAAAGCAUUUCGCGGUGGAAAUGCAAGCGGACAAGAUUAUUCUAGUUUACUUUUGAGUUGGGCACAGUUUUGCAAAGAGCCAUUACCAGAAAGAAAUUUCACAUUCUGGGAAUGGUUUUAUGCUGUGAUGAAAUUAACUAGAGAACAUUUAAAAAACCCAUGGGUCGAUGGUUAUAUAUUAGGAUUUGUAAGAAAAAGACAAGCAGAAGAAAUGUUGGCAAAUUGUGCAUCAGGAACAUUCCUAAUGCGUUUUUCAGAUUCUGAACUUGGUGGUGUUACUAUUGCUUGGGUUGGAGAUCAGACAGAAGUUUUUAUGUUACAACCAUUCACAAGUAAAGAUUUCGCCAUUCGGAGUUUAGCUGAUCGUGUAUUUGAUUUACAACAUUUACUUUAUCUUUAUCCUGAUAUAUCAAAGGAUCAAGCAUUUUCUAAGUAUUAUACUCCGUUUACAGAAAAUCAAUCAACAUCAACGAAUGGAUAUGUAAAACCAUUUUUGGUAACACACGUACCUGGAUGGGGUGGGCCUGGUGUCGGUGGACAAACACCGUCGCACUCUUCUGUAGUUGGAGUAGGAAGUAGUGGUCAAAAUGGCCCUGGUAGUAGUUAUCCUGCAACACCAUCUACUAUGUUUCAAGCGCACAGUCCGGAUCCUUCUGUAACUCGUGAUACUCCAUCAGUGGCUUCCAGCUACGCUCCGGGCCUUGGCCAGUCAAGUGUUGGGCGAACAAAUUCGGACAUGGACUAUGUGGAGCUGAUGGGCCAUGCUGAGCUGCCUUCGAUCGAGGAAAAUCUCAACUUGGAUCAUUUUAGCUUCAACGAAUUCAUACAAACGUACAACACUAAACCGCAAUAGGUAUGUUUAGGCGCGAUAAUUUUUUGUGUCUAAAUUUCUAUUAAUUGUCUUCGUUUUUCACUUUAAAUCACUUUUUCAAUCAUACAUCAUUCAACAUUGUAAUUUGUUAUUAUUAUUAUUGUUCUUUUUAUAGGGGAGGGAUGUAAAAAUGUUUUUGUUGUCUUGAAUAUAUUAUCUUUUAUAUCUAUUAAUUAUAUUCGCUUCUAAA